AUGGAUCCAAAUCCAGAAAUAGACAAAUAUGCGAGAGCCAAAAUUGAAGAACAACAUCCAGAUCUGCCCGUACAUCUGUCGUUGCUGAAACCUGAUGGUGGUUGCAUUGAUCCUCACUGCUAUAUGAAAAUUUUUGAAGAAGAAGGGAAAGCUCAGAAACUAACUGAGGCACUUGCUUCAGGGGAGACACUUGUUAGGAAAUUACACAGGAUUCGUAAUAAAGAACUUGUCAAAUUCAUUGACAAAGAUUUUAAUGGGAUAAAAGACAUUCACGUAAUCUCAAAAGCCACAAUUGGGGUAGUAGCUGAUGCUGAAUCCAAUCUUCUCAAUCAUUCAUUUCUUGACAUGGUGGGUACAGCUGGCGAAGUCAUACAUGCUGAAGAACUUAUCCUAGACAACAUUUUGAAGUCAUAUAGUAGCAUUUGCUAUCCAAUCAUUCUAAUGCCACCAGGCAUUUGUUGGGACAAAAUCAACAUCCCUCUCCACAAGGUUUGUCGUGUCCUUGGCACCUAUGGAAGUAAUCUCUUGAGAAUUGAAAUGGAGUGUGGAGCAUGGAUAAAGAUUGAACAAGGACCCUCUCCUGGUGUUUGGGAAUGGGAGAGAGUAGUGAAUGUAUUUGGUCCUAAGGAAAAUGUUAACAAGGCCAGGUCUGUAAUUCAGUCAGUAAUAUCUGAUCAGCCUGGGGAACUAUCUGCUACAGAAGCACUAAAUGAAUUCUUGAAGCAGAUUAAAGAACCUAGUUGUAGUGAAUUAAUUGAUACGAAUGAGGAAUCAAACAAAAAGAAGAAGCAGAAGGUUGGUGAACAUAAUUGGGGUCAAACUUUUCUAAGAGUUAAGAGAUCUGAUAGAGAGGGAUCUAAAGAAACAGAAGGUAAAUCAGAGUUUAAAGUACCUACUUGGAGUCAAACUUUUGGAGAUGUAACUUGUAAUUCUCCUGGGGGAAGUAAACAAACAAAACAAGGGAAUGAAUAUGAUAAUGAUGAUGAAUCCGGUGAUCAAGUGGAGAAAGAGAAGCAGCAGCCGCUGCAGGCUGAGGAAGGUGGUUCUGGUUCAACACAAAAAGAAAACAAGAAGAUGGAUAAAGGGAAGCAGCACAAGAAAUCUGAAGAUGAAUGA
Messenger RNA from Lactuca virosa, 1116 nucleotides. Lineage: Eukaryota; Viridiplantae; Streptophyta; Magnoliopsida; Asterales; Asteraceae. The record is from the annotation of a GenBank genome assembly.